AUAUUUUUCCGUCGUUCUUCGGUCUUCAUCUUUCCUCGCUUCGGCUGUCCGAAAUCUCUCUGCCCUCUCCAAUCGACAGGAAAACCCUAAUGGCGGCAUCUUCCGCCUCCUCCUCCUCCUCCGCAUCCUCCUCCUCCGAUUCGGCUUCCUCGCCGUCGCGCCGCCGUCGCCGCCACCGCGCUAGCGGCGGCACGAGCAGCAGCAGCCGCCGCCGCGAGAGGGAGAGGGACGCCCUCAAAGUCCGCAAGAAGAGCCGGUCUAACGGCAAGCGGCGUCGCCGGCAUCGCAACCGCUCUUCCUCGGAUUCCUGCUCUUCCUCGGAUUACUCCAGUGAUAGUUCUGAAAGCGGGCAUGACACGUCUCAACGCUCGAAGAAGCCAAGAAAAAGUGACAAGCCCAGGAAGCGCAAGGAAAAGGAUAGGAGCAAGAAUCGUCAUCAUAAACGUGAUAAGCAUAAAGUGAAGGAGAGUGAGCAGGAUGAAAGAAGUAGUGGUCCGGUGCAGCUUUCUAAGUUUUUGGGGCGGGACCAAGAUGAUGGUGUUCAUCGCAGUGCUGUCUCUGGCAAAAAGAUUCUUUUGAAACUUGACAAAUCAAAGGAGGACAAGAUGGCUGAAAGCAAAAGAAGUGAACUGCUAAAGUUCUUGAAUGCUAGUUUUGAUUGAUCAUUGAGAAUGUUGGCCAACUGUGGAGGUGAAUGUACAACAUGAUGUUUCUUCUUCCAACCCCAUUUGAUGGUCCUGGGUUCCUCCGGGUCUUUAUCCAUGAGAAGCUGCUGUGAGCUUCUUGGUGACUCUGAUUUGGACGACAUGUUUAAGAAAUGGCGUUUUGACUAUUUGCUUGUUCUCUUGGCAAUGAUUGAAGCAGAUCUAUUUUUAUGGAUACUUUCAACUUUCACCCGUAAAAGGGCAUAAUUUUGAUACACCAUUUUGAGUGCUCGAAAAGAAGCAAAAGCGGCCUGACGUGGUGAUUUCUGGUUGCUUCAUGAGUUUCCUUUGAUCCUGAAGUCAUAGAUAAACAACCUGCAUGACAGGGAACCUUAUGAGGUUAAAGCUUUGCUUUGUGCCAUUGUUUUUUAGGA
Messenger RNA from Eucalyptus grandis, 1078 nucleotides. RefSeq names its product zinc finger Ran-binding domain-containing protein 2. Gene Ontology annotation, molecular function: nuclear import signal receptor activity. Gene Ontology annotation, biological process: protein import into nucleus. NCBI's taxonomy places the organism in Eukaryota, Viridiplantae, Streptophyta, Magnoliopsida, Myrtales, Myrtaceae. The coding region runs from base 90 to 662 and encodes 190 amino acids. The transcript is spliced from 6 exons. The record is from RefSeq and is a predicted model, not a curated record.